This is a messenger RNA of Ornithorhynchus anatinus (platypus), 1739 nucleotides long. It is a transcript of the gene SCARB2, whose product is annotated as scavenger receptor class B member 2. Gene Ontology annotation, cellular component: membrane; cytoplasm; lysosome. Gene Ontology annotation, biological process: protein targeting to lysosome; receptor-mediated endocytosis. Bases 33 to 1472 code for a protein of 479 amino acids. The record is from RefSeq and is a predicted model, not a curated record. NCBI's taxonomy places the organism in Eukaryota, Metazoa, Chordata, Mammalia, Monotremata, Ornithorhynchidae. Gene Ontology annotation, molecular function: scavenger receptor activity. The transcript has 12 exons.
CCUUCCCUCCCCUCCCCUCCGGCCGUCCCGGCAUGGGCCGCUGCUGCCUGUACUUGGCGGGGACCCUGUCCUUGCUGCUGCUCGUCACCAGCGUCACCCUGCUGGUGGCCCGGGUCUUCCCGAAAACCCUGCAGCUGCAGAUCAGCCAGAACGUCGUGCUGAAGAAUGGAACCGACGCUUUCGAGUCCUGGGAGAAGCCUCCCCCGCCCGUGUACAUGCAGUUCUACUUCUUCAACGUGACCAAUCCGAGCGAGGCGCUCCGCGGGGAGACCCCCGAGGUGGAGGAGGUGGGGCCGUACACCUACAGGGAGCACCGGCCCAGAGAGAACAUCCGCUUUUGGGACAACGGGACUAAAGUGUCUGCCAUCAACCCCAAAACCUACAUCUUCGAACGGGACCUGUCCGUCGGGGACCCUGCCGUUGACCUGAUCAGGACUGUAAACAUUCCUGCAGUGACAGCCAUGCGGUGGUCCCAGAACCGCUUUCUGAAGGAGAUCAUCGAAGGGAUCCUGAAGGGGUUCCAGCAGAGCCUGUUUGUGACGCAUUCCGUUCACGAGCUGCUGUGGGGCUACAAAGACGAGGUGCUGUCCCUCAUCAACGCCUUCCGGCCGGACGUCCCCCAGUACUUCGGCUUGUUCUACGGGAAAAACGCAACGGAUGACGGAGAGUACGUUUUUCUCAGCGGAGAGGAUGACUACCUUAACUUCAGCAGGAUCGUGGAGUGGAAGGGCAGAACGUCUCUCGACUGGUGGGCGACGAAGAAAUGCAACAUGAUCAAUGGCACGGAUGGGAAUUCCUUUCAUCCCUUAAUCACCAAGGACGAAGACCUGUACAUCUUCUCCUCGGACUUCUGCAGGUCGGUCUACGUCGGCUUCACCGACUCCGUGGACGUCAGAGGCAUCCCGGCUUUCCGGUUCAAGAUGCCCCGAGAACUCCUGGCCAACAACUCCGACAACGCCGGCUUCUGUGGGCCACAGGGACGCUGCCUCGGCUCGGGGGUCCUCAACGUCAGCGUCUGCAAGGACGGCGUCCCCAUUUUUUUAUCGGCCCCUCACUUUUACCAAGCGGAUGAGCAGUUCGUCGCAGCGGUUAAAGGCCUGCGCCCCGAGAAGGCCAGCCACGAGACGUUUCUGGACAUCGACCCGGUCACCGGCAUGAUCCUCAGAGCCGCCAAGCGAUUCCAGGUCAAUGUGUUCGUCCAGCAGAUCGACGGCUUCAUUGAAACAGGAAACAUUAAAACCACUCUCUUCCCCGUGAUGUAUCUGAAUGAGAGUGUCCUGAUCGACGAGGAUUCCGUCAGAAAGCUCAGAUCUGUGCUAAACACCAUGAUGGUCAUCACCAACAUCCCGUACAUCAUCAUGGCCCUGGGAGCGUUUCUGGGACUGCUGUUCACCUGGAUGGCAUGCCGGGGGCAAGGAUCCAUGAACGAGGGAACGGCCGACGAGAGAGCUCCUCUCAUCAGGACUUCCUAAGGGCUCCCCUCCGGCUCCCGCCCACCGAGAGGCCUCCGUCGGUCUUGGGCCCUCGUGGCGGGCCGGGGGCGUUCGGCGCGGCUCCCUCCCUCGCCCGCCCGCCGGCGGGUCGGCGGGCCGGGCCUCGGCCGUCGACGACGACCUCGCUAUCCCCGGCGGAUCGCCCCGCGGCCCGCUGUCCCUCCGUCUCUGUCUGUCUGUGUCCGUGUGGCUGGGUAGGUGUUUCGCGAAUAAACCCGCCUCUGCGAAGGCUCCUCUCUCUGGUCA